Molecule: messenger RNA, 2000 nt
Organism: Rosa chinensis
Lineage: Eukaryota; Viridiplantae; Streptophyta; Magnoliopsida; Rosales; Rosaceae
Product: pectate lyase
Exons: 4
Coding region: 485-1702 (405 amino acids)
Molecular function (GO): pectate lyase activity
Source: RefSeq, a predicted model, not a curated record
ACCUGAUUCAUAGUGUAAAGGGAAAGAGAUCCAAACGAAGUAAUUAAGCAACCAUUUGUAAUCGAUCCAUAUGCAGACUUGGUAUUAUUCUUUUUGUCCUUUCUUGUUAAACUCAUUCAAAUAUUCAUCGCUGUAAGAAUCUUUUCACUUUUUGUAGGCGGGGUAGGAGAGAAUGGCCAGCAAUACUGAGGCAGGAAAGUCAACCAUCUGACUUAGUGGGUUUGAAUAUCUAGGGUUUAUCCACCUUCCAUGAUUAACGGUUUUAAACCGAACUGAUUGAUAGGAGGAAGAAGAGCCUAUACAUGAAAAUGGAGGAACCUGAAAUUACGACGAGGCAGGGCCCAUCUUCUUAUACUAAUCACGCCAUCUCUCUCGGCUUUUUACUCCUCCACUUGUAAAAAACCAUAGCAAGACCCUCCUAUAAAUAAGACAUUAAGCUAAUUAAGUUGGCAGAAACCGUAGCAAACCCCAAACCCCAUCAAAGAUGGAAACCCAGCUCUCAAUGUUGGUUAUUCUGCUCGCUUCUGUUCUAACUGCAACUACUUUUGUUUCCUGCUCCCAACUUCAAGACCCUGAUCUAGUAGUACAGGAGGUCCACAGGAAUAUCAAUGCGUCUAGGAGGCAGCUGGCCUAUUCCUCAUGUGGAAGUGGCAACCCCAUAGACGACUGCUGGCGGUGCGACCCUAACUGGGAACAAAACCGCCAGCGCUUGGCCGAUUGCGCCAUCGGCUUCGGCAAGGACGCAAUUGGCGGGAGAAACGGCCGAAUCUACGUAGUCUCCGACUCAGGCGACGAUGACCCUGUGAACCCUAGGCCCGGAACCAUCCGACACGCCGUGAUACAAGACGAGCCACUGUGGAUCAUUUUCAAGAGGGACAUGGUGAUCCAGCUGAAGCAAGAGCUGGUCAUGAACUCGUUCAAGACCAUAGACGGUAGAGGUGCGAGUGUUCACAUUGCCAAUGGACCAUGCAUCACCAUACAUCAUGUCACCAACAUCAUCAUCCAUGGGAUCAACAUACACGACUGUAAGCAGGCCGGGAACGGAGACAUUAGGGACUCCCCGAGCCACGCCGGGUGGUGGACGCAGUCCGACGGGGACGGCGUGUCGAUUUUCGGGGGAAAGCACAUUUGGGUUGACCAUUGCUCGCUGUCAAAUUGUCACGAUGGACUCAUCGAUGCCAUACAUGGAUCGACGGCCAUCACGAUUUCGAACAACUUCAUGACGCAUCAUGACAAGGUUAUGCUUUUAGGGCACAGUGAUUCGUUUACGGAAGACAAGGGCAUGCAGGUCACUGUUGCGUUUAAUCACUUUGGAGAAGGGCUCGUGCAAAGAAUGCCAAGGUGUAGACAUGGAUAUUUUCAUGUGGUGAACAAUGACUAUACACAUUGGGAGAUGUAUGCAAUAGGAGGGAGUGCUUCCCCAACCAUCUUAAGUCAAGGCAAUAGAUUUCUUGCACCGGAUAGAAGUUUCGAUAAAGAGGUGACAAAACAUGAGGAUGCGCCGGAAAGUGAGUGGAAGAAGUGGAACUGGAGAUCCGAGGGGGAUUUGAUGCUGAACGGCGCAUUUUUCCGGCAAUCGGGUGCCGGUGCAUCGUCAAGCUAUGCGAGGGCGUCGAGUCUCAGUGGAAGACCCUCUUCUCUUGUGGGUGCGAUGACUGUCACUGCCGGUGCGCUUAACUGCCGGAGGGGAUCCCGCUGCUAAUUAAUAGUUGUUUGCCUUAAUGAAAGCUUUCACCGCGGAUAUAUACUAUAUCGUAAACAAAAGGGCUAUGCUACAACAACAUUAUGGAUUAGUCCUUUGCUGCUAUAUAUGCUGCGGUUAAUCCUAAAUUAGAAGGCUUAAGUUUCUUUAUUAGUAUCUUAAUUAAGGACUUUCAACCUCUGUACGUUAACUAUUAAAGCUAUGUGUCUAGCUAGUCUGUUAUGAUUGACCUAGCUAGAAAGAGCAACUGCAGAUGUGUUGACUACUUUUGAAUAUAUAUUAUUUCCUAGUUUGAGUA